AGUUAUUCGAAGUUGGCAGGGGCGUGGCGUGCGCGCGUGCAGGCUGAUGACUCUCGGGAUUCAGUCAUGCAUGGUCACACAAUGUGACAGUCGCGAUGGCAGGGAACCGGAGGCAGCAGCGCUUCGCGGAACCCCAUCUCCAACUUCAAUUCGCCUCGAAAAUCUAGCUUUUCUGGCUGCGCGAGACCGGCCUCGAAUCCACGCGUGAAGAAGGCUUUGGUUGAGAUAAGUUGGCUGGCUGGCGGCUUUCAGAGGAGUUCGGCUGGAAAUCGUGAAGGAUGGGUGACUGGAGCUUUCUGGGGCGGCUGUUGGAGAAUGCUCAAGAACACUCGACGGUGAUCGGCAAGGUGUGGCUGACGGUCCUCUUCAUCUUCAGGAUCCUGAUCCUGGGGGCGGCGGCUGAGGAUGUGUGGGGCGACGAGCAGUCCGACUUCACCUGCAACACCCAGCAGCCCGGGUGCGAGAACGUCUGCUACGACGAGGCCUUCCCCAUCUCCCACAUCCGCUUCUGGGUGCUGCAGAUCAUCUUCGUCUCCACGCCCACCCUCAUCUACCUGGGCCACGUGCUGCACAUCGUCCGCAUGGAGGAGAAGCGCAAGGAGAAGGAGGAGGAGCUGCGCAAGAUCCGGCUGCAGGAGGAAAAGGAGCUCCUCUUUAAGAACGGGGGAGGGGGCGGGGCGAAUGCUGGUGGAGGCGGGAGAGGGGGCGGCGGCAAAAAGGAGAAGCCGCCGAUCAGAGACGAGCACGGGAAGAUCCGCAUCAGGGGUGCCCUGCUGCGCACCUACGUGUUCAACAUCAUUUUUAAGACACUGUUCGAGGUGGGGUUCAUCCUGGGCCAGUACUUCCUCUACGGCUUCCAGCUGCGGCCGCUGUACAAGUGCGCCCGCUGGCCCUGCCCCAACACGGUGGACUGCUUCAUCUCCAGGCCCACGGAGAAAACAAUCUUCAUCAUAUUUAUGCUUGUGGUGGCUUGCGUGUCCCUUUUGCUGAAUUUGUUAGAGAUCUAUCACCUGGGAUGGAAGAAGGUCAAGCAGGGCAUGACCAAUGAGGCUUCACCCGAGCAUGAGUCGCUGCCCUGUGCUGACCCGGAGUCUGAGCCCAACCCCGCUACCCCAAUCCCUGCCCCGAGAACUGUUGCCCCCGUCCUCUGCUACCCGCCGAACUACACAGAGGUGACUGCGGCAGGGGGCGGGGCGUACCCAUUACCAGCGGGGCCCGCGGCCGAGUUCAAAAUGGAGGACCCGCGGGAGCUGAUCUCCUCCUUCUACACCAGCAACAACAACAACCACCAGCAGCAGCAGCACCAGCGGCGGGCCUUGGAGCAGAACUGGGCCAACCAGGCCACCGAGCGGCUGCAGACUCUGGAGAGGAAGCCCGAGUCCCCCUGCCCCUCCAAAAGCCCUUCCUCCCCCUCGUCCCCCUCCCCGACUUCCUCUCCUAUCUCUGAUGGCAGUAUCCAUGGCGACCAGCCACAGGAGCAGCCGCCGCCCCUGGACGACGGCGAGCAGUUACCGCCAGACAAGGGUCGCGUCACCACCAUGGUGGAGAUGCAUGAGGCGCCCCUGGUUGCCAUGGAUACCCGGCGGCUGAGUCGGGCCAGCAAGACCAGCAGCGUCAGGGUCAGACCUAAUGACCUGGCUGUCUAGCCCCCCCUCCCCACCCCACCU
Messenger RNA from Anguilla anguilla (European eel), 1667 nucleotides. RefSeq names its product gap junction alpha-3 protein-like. The coding region runs from base 279 to 1646 and encodes 455 amino acids. Lineage: Eukaryota; Metazoa; Chordata; Actinopteri; Anguilliformes; Anguillidae. The transcript is spliced from 2 exons. Gene Ontology annotation, cellular component: connexin complex. Gene Ontology annotation, biological process: cell communication. The record is from RefSeq and is a predicted model, not a curated record.